CCAGCAUCUAGCAGGUAAAGAGCAGGUCCUGGUCGGUACUUGGUGAUAAGAAGAUGACAUGAGGAGGAGGCUCCUCCUCUUCCCCUCUACCUGACCCAGUUGUCUCCUCUUCUCCUGAAUGAUCCCCCAAGGAUGGACAAGGACAGGAAUGAGAUGACUAAGAGAAUAUUACACUUCACCUUGGAGAUCCUCCACCUGCUGACCGGAGAGGAUUACACCAUAGUGAAGAAGACAUGGGGGGAGUGUGUGGCCCCCAGCAGCCAUCUCCAUGAGUCAGGAGGAAGGAGCAGGACCUGGGGCCCCAUCACGGAGCCCCCACCUCACUCACUGAUACAUGAGAAGAAGAUCCUAGAACUCAUCCACAGGAUCACUGAGCUGCUGACUGGAGAGGUUCCUAUAAGGUGUCAGGAUGUGGCGGUCUAUUUCUCCAUGGAGGAGUGGGAGUAUGUAGAAGGACACAAGGAUCUGUACCAGGACAUAGUCAUGAUGGAGGAUCACCGGCCCCUCACAUCACAAGAUGGAGUCAUUCAUAGAAAUCCACUUGAGAGGUGUCCCCGCCCUCUGUAUUCCCAGGACUGUCCAGAGGGAAAUGUACCAGAGAACCAUCAGGGUGAAGAUCUGAUGGAUAUUAAGAUUGAAAUUAAAGAUGAACCAGAAGAGGAGACGGAUUUCGGGGCCGAUCAGCAGUAUGGAGUCAUUGAUAGAAAUCCACCCGAGAGGUGUCCCCGCCCUCUGUAUUCCCAGGACUGUCCAGAGGGAAAUGUCCCAGAGAAGCAUCAGGGGGGAGAUCUGACUAAUAAUAAAGUGGAGGAUGAAGAAGAGAGGAGGAGGGGCCAUCACCCGUGUAUGGGGGAAGUGAAGGAGGAAAUUCCAGGAGGUGUUACCCCAGAAAAUCCCAGUAAGAAUUCUGAGGGAAACUUCAUGUUAUCCCUGAAUGAUAAAGGAGAAGAUGAAGAUAUGAUGGAGCGCUCCUCAGGAGAAGACCUCCUUACCCCUAAUGUCCAUCCAGAUCUAUCCUAUAAUAAUCCACCUGAUCAUGAGGAACCUUCUCCUGACCAACCACACAUUGUUACCACAAGGACAGAGCAGAAAGGAGGGAAAAGGAUUCGAUGUGAUGAAUGUGGAAAAGCGUUUACUGAAAGAUCAAGUCUUUUUAGACACUGGAAAAUUCACACAGGGGAGAAGCCAUAUUCAUGUUCAGACUGUGGGAAAUGUUUUACAAGUAAAGCUUAUGUUUUAAUACAUAAGAGGAUUCACACGGAAGAGAGGCCUUAUACAUGUUCAGAAUGUGGUAAAUGUUUUGCAGACAAAUCACAUUUGUUUAGACAUGAGAGAAUUCACAAAGGAGAAAAGCCAUAUUCAUGUUCAGAAUGUGGUAAAUGUUUUAUAAGUAAAGCAGAUGUUUCAAAACAUAAGAGAAUUCAUACAGGAGAGAAGCCGUUUUCAUGUUCAGAAUGUGGGAAAUGUUUUAUAAGUAAAUCAAAUCUUGUUAAACAUGAGAGAAUUCACACAGGAGAGAAGCCGUUUUCAUGUUCAGAAUGUGGGAAAUGUUUUAUAAGUAAGUCAAAUCUUGUUAAACAUGAGAGAAUUCACACAGGAGAGAAGCCGUUUUCAUGUUCAGAAUGUGGGAAAUGUUUUAUAAGUAAAUCAAAUCUUGUUAAACAUGAGAGUAUUCACACAGGAGAGAAACAAUAUUCAUGUUCAGAAUGUAGAAAAUAUUUUUCAUGUAGAUCGAAACUUUUAAGACAUGAGAGAAUUCACACUGGAGAGAAACCAUAUUCAUGUUCAGAAUGUGACAAAUGUUUUAUAUAUAAAUCAGAACUUGUUGUACAUGAGAGAAUUCACACUGGAGAGAAACCAUAUUCAUGUUCAGAAUGUGAUAAAUGUUUUAUAUAUAAAUCAGAAUUUGUUGUACAUGAGAGGAGUCACACAGGUGAGAAGCCAUAUGCAUGUUCAGAAUGUGGGAAAUGUUUUACAAGUAAAUCACAACUUUCUAUGCAUGAGAGAAUUCACACAGGAAAGAAGCCAUAUUCAUGUUCAGAAUGUGGGAAAUGUUUUAUGCGUAAAUCAGAUCUUGUUAAACAUGGGAGAAUUCACACAGGAGAGAAGCCAUUUUCAUGUUCAGAAUGUGGGAAAUGUUUUAUAUGCAAAUCACAUCUUGUUAAACAUGAGAGAAUUCACACAGGAGAGAAGCCAUUUUCAUGUUCAGAAUGUGGGAAAUGUUUUAUAAGUAAAUCACAUCUUUCUAGACAUGAGAGAAGUCACACUAGAGACUGAUAGAUUUAAAUAAUAAAUGAUAAAAAUAUAAUAAUAUGGAGAAUGGAAAUAUGAGAUCUCAGGUAACGGUAAAAUGUGAUGUUUCUAAGUUGUGUUGUGAGAAUUAACCCUCGAAUAAACUUCAUAAUGAAACCUAAGCAGAAGCUAAAGCCGACAUCAUCUCUUGGUCAUCAGCACCUGGGGUCAUGUGACCUUUGUAGGUAAAUAACGGUAAUGAGAAGUAAUAUAUGUAAUGCUAUUAUAAAGCAAAACAGAAAGUUGUGCAGCGCG
Messenger RNA from Hyla sarda, 2547 nucleotides. RefSeq names its product gastrula zinc finger protein XlCGF26.1-like. Gene Ontology annotation, molecular function: DNA-binding transcription activator activity, RNA polymerase II-specific; RNA polymerase II cis-regulatory region sequence-specific DNA binding. The record is from RefSeq and is a predicted model, not a curated record. Bases 133 to 2277 code for a protein of 714 amino acids. Lineage: Eukaryota; Metazoa; Chordata; Amphibia; Anura; Hylidae. The transcript is spliced from 9 exons. Gene Ontology annotation, cellular component: nucleus. Gene Ontology annotation, biological process: regulation of transcription by RNA polymerase II.